AUGGCUGAAAAGGGAGAUGACGGUAAUACAAACCCUCCUAUAUUAAAUUUAGAUUUCAACAGGGAUAAUUCCAACGAUUACCUCCUCCCACGAGACGAUCAACUAAAAGACAGCCCACAACCAAAGGGAAUCGGACUCCAGGGAGCUAUCAAUCAAAAAAUGAAGCAACUCAACAGGAGAGUAGAGGCUCUUGAGGAACUCUACGUUGAACUGAAGCAAAUGGAACUCAACUUGGAUUCAGUAAAGCAAGAAGUGCUCGACACUCAUGAGAAGAUUAUCGAGCAGGAAUGGAGCGAACUCAAUCAACUCCAAGAGAGAGUGAUUGAGUACAUUCCAGAAAAUCACCCAUUCCUGACAGAGGAUAAAUGCGCCCUGGCGGAAAAAAUAAAGAGAGAGAGCAUCAAAUUAAUCGGUAGGUUGAAAAGUCAGAUUCCCAAAAGCCAAGACUCGAGCAACUCAACAACAGGCACCUCAACAAGCACUCUCUCCAGGAUCAUUCUAAAACCCUUCGAUGGGAAGAGGGAAAAAUGGAGAGAGUGGAGUGCACUUUUCUGGGAGAUGGUUGGAUCCAAGCCAAUCCCAGAAGUGGAAAAACUGACAAGGCUGAAGGGACUACUUCAGGGACCAGUAGAAAAUCUACUGACGUCCUUUGAACCGCUCCCAGAGAACUUUGAGAAAGCCUGGGCCAAACUCAAGAGGAAAUUUGAAGAUCCUCGCCUAGUGGCUCAGGCUCUAUUCAACCAGAUGCUGGACCUCCCCACAAUUACCAGGCCUACAGAAGAGAACAUCACAACCAACGCAUCGACAAUUGUGGAGACGUUAGACCAGCUACAGCAGAUCCCGGGCCUCAACAAAGAAGACAUCAUCGAACAGCUGUGCAUUCACCUGCUGAGAAAAUCACUGGACAGCGAUACGAGAAAGCAGUGGGAGGUGAAGCUGGGAGACUCAAAGGACUUCCCCAGCCUAACGGAAUUUGUGACAUUCAUCGAGGCAUGGGGAAGAGGCAUAAACGCUGGAGCAAAUCUCUAUGCCAACCAAACCUCCAAGCCAACCAGAACCUCAUCAACAACAUCCAGGAAAAGGAGCUCCUUCACUACAGCCACCCAACAAAAGACGAGCUCAAAUCCAGAAAGACCUCUCCCAAAGACGUUCUGUGCAUUUUGCCAGGACAAACAUUUCAUCGCAGGGUGUGAUAAAUUUAAAGCUCUCACACCAUUGCAGAGAAACAACCAUGUGGUCAACAAGGAGCUGUGUUUCAGGUGCCUUGGCCCAGACAGGAAAAUAAGGUGCAUCUCAACGAAGACAUGUCACAAGUGUCACCAGGAUCACCACACGCUGAUCCAUGGAGGAAGCCCAUACUCGAUGAGCCCCACUCCAGUCGCGGAACAAUCAGCUGUCGAGCCACCCAAGAGGAGAGAAGAACCAGAGGCCUCAACAAGCAGUGAGUGA
Molecule: messenger RNA, 1449 nt
Organism: Fopius arisanus
Lineage: Eukaryota; Metazoa; Arthropoda; Insecta; Hymenoptera; Braconidae
Exons: 1
Coding region: 1-1449 (482 amino acids)
Source: RefSeq, a predicted model, not a curated record